AUGCCACCACGGAAUAAGGACAGCUACUGCUACACUCCGCUUUCAGACGGACCGUACAUUCGAAUCUUGACUCUCUACCCAGGCCACCAGGCAGACCCUUUGUCAGGCGAGCUGCAAGUCAUCCAUAUCGAGGAGACUGGAGAGUACGAGCCAUUGUCCUACGUUUGGGGGGACUCAGGUCGCUGCUCCGAGUUCAUCUGUUUUGACAAGAGCAUCGAAUUGACAACAAGUCUGCAAGGAGCGCUGCAGCGAAUCAGAAAGCAGGAUCAACCGCGCCGGCUGUGGGUCGACCAGUUGUGCAUCAACCAGAAUGACCAGGAGGAGAGAAGCAGACAGGUGCAGUUUAUGAAUACCAUCUACAAAAAUGCGACGCAUGUUCUUGUGUGGCUAGGGGAUGAUCCGCUCGAUGAGUCGAGGAAUGCGUUUGAGCUGAUUCGUAGUCUGGAUCAGACAUUCAAAAACAAGGAAGAGAAGGAGAAGUUCCGCGUCCGGUACACUGAGCAAUUACAUAAGCAGUCUGUUGAGGAUUGGGCUCCUUUGGAGCAUUUGACCAACAAAGCCUGGUUCACUCGCGGUUGGAUAGUCCAGGAAAUCGGCACCCGAGCCCCUGCAACCUUGUACUGGGGUAAAUCAGAGUGUGACUGGGCCCUCAUCAACGGCGUGGUACAAGAGCUGGCUGACUUUCACCACCUACGUGGCCGCUUUGGCUUGAAAACGUCGUUGAUUAAGUAUAUGUUCCAACGUUUCAUCGAGCCGCCAAGGCUGAGUCGACAUGCCAACCGGUUCAGCCUGAUGUAUGAGCUUCAAAGAGCACGCCACUGCAAGCUGACCGACCCUCGUGAUCGUGUGUUCAUCUUCCUAGGUCACUACUCCCUGCGCAUGGGCAACACACUACUUGCGGAGAUGCGGGCAGACCACAGCAAAACCGUGGAAGAAGUGUACGUCGACGUUGCGACAAGAGCGUUGCUCGGAGAUCCGGAAAGGAGCCUCAUUACCCUGGCCUCGGUUCAGCAUCCAAAAUUGCCGGCGAGUCCUGGAGCGACGAUUGAGAAUGAUUUGCCGUCCUGGGUGCCGGAUUGGCGGAGAUCAGAGGGUCACCUCAUGUCCGAACCUGUAAGUCCACAUUGUGCACAUGGCAACAGGACUUCUCAGGUAACCAUCGAGGGCGGUCUCCUCUCCGUGCGUGGAACCAGAGUGGAUGUGAUAGAGAUAUGUUCCAAGACAUUGAAGUGGAAAGAAUUCCACUGCGAUCCUACGCGAAAGGACCUAGCGAUCGAGUCCUUGUGGACAGAUGUAUGCGGCGAGACCAGCUUUGAUCUUAAAACUCGGUAUAUGGACGAUCCAAACAGCGAUUCUGCGGUGUUUGCAUACUUGCAGACGCUGAGCGUCGGUGGGAUAGCCACCGCAUUGAGAGAUGGUCGACGAUACCAGGACAUUGACCGGAAGGAUUUGUUUGCGCGGGGGCUUGCGUACUUGACAAAAGCUCUAGGAACGUCGAACCUCGUUUCUCCCGAGCUUCACCAGAUGGCGGAAGGCGGUGAUUAUCAUAACUGGACCCGUGAUGCAGAUUGUGCAGCGAGUAAUCGUGCUUUUGCCCGUACGCAACAGGGUCGCUAUGUGCUGGGUCCAAGGGUGAUGCAACUUGGAGACAUAUUAUGUGUCCUGUAUGGUGGAAAGAUGCCGUUUGUGCUGCGGGCCUGGUCCAAUGGCGACUUUCUGCUUGUCGGAGAGUGCUACACCCACGGCUUGAUGGAAGGCCAGGCUGUUGACAUGAUGGAGGCCGGCGAGCUUGUUGAAGAGACGUUCCAUGUACGCUAG
Endocarpon pusillum Z07020 is the source of this 1818-nucleotide messenger RNA. RefSeq lists its product as uncharacterized. The transcript is spliced from 2 exons. The record is from RefSeq and is a predicted model, not a curated record. Bases 1 to 1818 code for a protein of 605 amino acids. NCBI's taxonomy places the organism in Eukaryota, Fungi, Ascomycota, Eurotiomycetes, Verrucariales, Verrucariaceae.